GACGAUCCAACCACAGAACAGAAUUACCGCAGUCGUACCCUAGUUUGUCCGAGUGCUUGUGGUCUAUGAAUUGUCAUAAUCUGAGAAAAAUUACAAAAAAAAAUGAUAUGCCGGAGAAUAUUACACGCUAUCCUGGCAGUCGGCCUCGUCGAGGCGUCUUCAGGUGCAGCGAUACACCAGGUAGGAUCGUCAUCCGAAAAACCCCCGAUUUCUCCUCCUCCCGGGAGGAGUUCUCCUCUUUUGAAUGGUUUGUCCACCCUUCGACCGGAAUUGGUACAGACCCGCACGCUUUCCGACACCGAUAAAACCGUUUUGUCCUCCGGAGUUAGCGAAAUCCUUAGCCAAAUCGACAGAACCUCCACCUUGAGAGCCUCCCCGUCGGUCAACGAAGUCAUUGACGAAGUGGAUCACACCUACGCCAUUAAACAACCCGAUGAACGCCUGGUUACGCAGGUCAACAUGGUUCAUGAUUAUGCUCAAGGUCGAGAGAACGGUGUGGACGACGUCUUCGUGAAGGACGAUACGAACCGCGUCAUCGCCAUGGAUAAUUCACGUGGAGAAAAAAAAAUGGUCAGCUCCGGUAAAUCCAACGCGGUGGAAGCGAUAUCUCAACCCGGCGGAGUCGAACAGACUUUCCGCGUGUCUCAGGAAGAUGAUUUUCAGCAGAUUGAGGAUCACAACGGACUUGAAGUAACUGGGAACACUCGCACAGAUAGAAUUUACCUGGAAGAGAAUUCUGACGAAGUAACUUCUUUUUACUCCCUGAACACGACAGACAAUCGGCAGAUGCACAACCUCGUUAGGAAUGGCAAUAACAUCGAGGAGGAUACGAGCAAAUCCAACGCAACAGGUUUGAGUUACACAGACGAGGGUGCAGCGGUUUUUUCCGUCGACGGCACCGAGAAAAACUUGAGGGUUUCAAAUAAAGGGGUUCAGGCGUUGAUUGGGGUGGAUAAGAGCAAAGGAGUCUAUAAUUCCGUAGACAAUAACGGGAAUAAAGACCUGAUAUUGAUUGACGAAACAGCGCACAAUAUCGACGUGGAGGACGGGGUCAUCGGGAUGUCUUUGAACACCAACGACAUGAACAACGUUUUCGGUUUCAAAGACGAAGACGGCACCGUGGGUGCGUACGAGGAGAACGGAACAGACCACUCGCUAACCAUCACCGACGGUUCGCUCAGCGCGAACGUUGACCUGAACAACGUCGACGAGUUGUUCGGGAUUUCCACCCCCGAUGGUGUUGCCGACGUCCACCAGAUCAGCCAGGCGGGUGAAUUAAUUAUAGUUGAUGACGGGGAGCGCGGGGUCGCGCUGGGGGCUAAAAAAAUUACUGAGGCCCAGGGCCUCUUCGAUAACGGCGACCUGAUAACGAGCUUCCAGGGGAAUCAGAUCGACAGAGCCCUCUCGAUUGCUGAGGGCUCAUUCGACGGCACUCUGCAGACGAGUCAGACAAAUGGAGUCUAUCAGAUGACCCGUGAUGAUGGACAAGUGGAAGUUAUGGAGACUGAGGAGCAGAUGAUCGAUCAGACUAUCGUCAUUGACGAUGACCGCGGAACGCAUGAGGCCCGUGAGGCAGACGAAUUGGUCUGGGAGACCAGUGCUGAGAGACCAGACGAGACAAAUUAUCAGCAGAGUGAACGUUCUCCUGUAAUCAAUGGCUUCAGCACCUCUAGACCCGAACCGUCACCGUCGUCACCCGACAUCAGCGUCAUUCGGGGAAUUUCCAAAAUUCAGAGCGAAUCCCGUCGUGGUGAUUACCGUGGAACGGAGGCUCCACGCUCCACCUACAAUGCCUUCAGAGAUCUCGUCACCAGAUUUGAUCAGCUUUAUCAAGCAGGGGACAUUGAAAAAAUCGGAAACAUCUUCGGGGGCAGAAAGAAGAACAAAAUUGAUGUCCAGAUUACCAUUAAUAUGGAAAUCUAAUGGUUGAGAUAAGUAAAGCCGCAUAAAAAUUAAAUGAUAUAUUAAUAUCCCCGUCUCGGAGGAAGUUUAUUGAUUUUUUGAGAGAUCAUAUCUAUUGGAAAAACAGGAAAAAUGAAAAUAUUAUAAAAGAAUUGCAAUGAAAAUUCAAUAGAAUUUUUCAGAGCGAAUUUUCUCUCCUGCCAUUAUCAGUUUGCUCGCAUGAAGUGAAUAAUCGUCGGUUAAUGAAGUUGUUAACGUUAUCAGAAGUACAGUCGAAUGAGAAAGCUUCGACAUCGAGAAUGUUCUCCAUAAAGUCGCAAAUACAAAACAUGAAUACUUAAAA
Messenger RNA from Fopius arisanus, 2245 nucleotides. RefSeq lists its product as uncharacterized. The record is from RefSeq and is a predicted model, not a curated record. Lineage: Eukaryota; Metazoa; Arthropoda; Insecta; Hymenoptera; Braconidae. Bases 103 to 1923 code for a protein of 606 amino acids. The transcript has 2 exons.